Exophiala oligosperma is the source of this 1890-nucleotide messenger RNA. Its product is annotated as pre-mRNA-processing protein 45. Gene Ontology annotation, biological process: mRNA splicing, via spliceosome. Bases 34 to 1791 code for a protein of 585 amino acids. Gene Ontology annotation, cellular component: spliceosomal complex. The record is from RefSeq and is a predicted model, not a curated record. Lineage: Eukaryota; Fungi; Ascomycota; Eurotiomycetes; Chaetothyriales; Herpotrichiellaceae. The transcript is spliced from 2 exons.
CGUAUAUCAACUCGUAAACACAGCACCACAGCCAUGGCUACCGGCCUUUUCGCCUCCUUACCGAAACCCAAGUACACCGGUGAGCAUGAAGAAGUCCCUCUACAUGCCCAGCCGAAGGGUCCUCGAAUCGUGGGACCUGGUGUGAUCGAUGAAUCGCAAAUUGUUCUGAAGCGUUCUGGACCUCCUCCCUACGGCCAACGAUCAGGAUGGCGACCUCGUUCGGCCGAGGAUUUCGGCGAUGGGGGUGCGUUUCCAGAAGUAGCAGUUGCACAAUACCCUCUCGACAUGGGACGAAAAGGAACGUCAUCGACUUCGAAUGCUCUUGCGAUCCAAGUCGACGCAGAAGGCAAGGUCAAAUACGACGCACUCGCGAGACGUGGUCACAGUGACAGUCGGAUCAUACACUCGAGUUUCAAGGAUUUGAUACCGCUUCGACAGCAGGCAGACGCAGGCGACCUGAGUCUUGACAGGCCCAGCCAGGAAGAAGUCCAGGCGACCGCGGACAAGACCAGGCUCGCUCUGGAGAAAUUGGUGUCGGGCGCCGUGGCGGCUCAAAAGCCAAAAAACGUCAAAGGCGUCAACCGAGAAGAAGCUACGUAUGUCCGAUACACACCUUCAAAUCAGAUGGGCGACAAUUCCAAAAAGCAUGAUUACGUUUUGAAGAUAGCCCGACGACAGGAAGAUCCAAUGGCGCCACCGAAGUUCAAACAGAAGAAGAUCCCCCGAGGACCACCUAGUCCGCCUCCGCCAGUCAUGCAUUCGCCACCGCGGAAAUUGACGGCAGAAGACCAAGAAGCCUGGAAAAUCCCUCCACCGAUCAGCAAUUGGAAGAAUCCCAAGGGUUAUACCGUACCGCUGGACAAGCGGUUGGCUGCCGAUGGACGGGGCCUGCAAGAUGUUACAAUAAGCGAUAAACACGCGCAGUUUGCGGAAGCAUUGAUGACAGCCGAUCGACAUGCUCGCGAAGAAGUCAAACUCCGCGCACAGAUGCAGCAAAAGCUCGCGGAAAAGGAGAAAUUGGCCAAGGAAGAACACCUGCGGGAAAUGGCUCGAAAGGCGAGAGAAGAAAGACAAGCUGCGGCUGGCGGCGGUGGUGGGAGGAGAGAUUCGGACUCGAGACGACGCUCACGGUCAAGGUCAUACUCUGGUUCGUCAUAUGAUUCGCGAUCUGAUAGUGAGGAAGAGGCUGCCAGGGAACGAGAACGUGCUCGACGAGAACGGAGGCAGGAGAAUGAACGACAACUGCGACAGAGCAGAAUGGGAACAGAGAAACGCAUCCAGAUGAUGGCCAGAGAACAAAACCGUGACAUUUCCGAAAAAGUUGCACUCGGAUUGGCCAAGCCUACACAAAACAAGGAGACCAUGUACGAUUCUAGAUUGUUCAACCAGACUUCUGGGUUUGAUUCAGGAUUCAACGAGGACCAGGCGUACGACAAGCCCUUGUUUGCGGCUGCGGAUGCCAUUGACAAAAUCUACCGACCCACGGUGAACCAGGAAGAGGAUGAAGAAGGCGACGCAGAUGCGGCGAUGGACAAGAUUCGAAAGUCCAGCCGGUUUGGCGAUCUUGGCAGAGCACCGAAAGAAGGGUUCAAAGGUGCCGACAGGGCAGAACGAGAGAGUGGUCCUGUGCAGUUUGAAAAGGACAAAGAUGACACAUUUGGCAACGACAGUUUCAUUGGAUCCGCUCCAACAGGAAAGCAAGCUGGUGAGGGCAAGAAGCGAUAUGGAUUGGAAGAGGCCGGUCCAAGUCAUAGAGACAGAAAGAGAGCGAGGGUCGACGAUGAUGAUUAAAAAAGGCGCAGUACAGUCAUGGUUUAUUCAAUGGCAUAUUUUUGCACUGUCCGAAAACGAAAACAUUGUCCAUUUCUCGCAAUGUUUCUGUCUGUCCCU